Molecule: messenger RNA, 648 nt
Organism: Candida albicans SC5314
Lineage: Eukaryota; Fungi; Ascomycota; Pichiomycetes; Serinales; Debaryomycetaceae
Exons: 1
Coding region: 1-648 (215 amino acids)
Source: RefSeq, a predicted model, not a curated record
AUGGAUCCACCUAGAUAUAAUCAGGUAUUAGAUUUUAUUGCUAUUCUUGAGCAAUCUGAUCCCGCUGCUUUUCAAAGUUAUAAUUAUUCUACUCAAAAGGAAUACCCUUCAAUUCAACGAGACAAAAUCACUGACAUCAACUCCAAAGGUUUACCAACAAUUGCUGAUGUUGUAGCCCAUUUGAAAUUAUUGAAAGCUUUUGGUGCAUUGAAGGCAAAAGUUCUUGGUACUUCCAAAGUAAUCAAAGACCUUGAACCGGCUCAACACAAAUACUGGCAAGUGUUUCUUACCAAUGCAGUUAGACGAUUUAUUAUAUUUGUUUCGGCAUUGAGGAAGUAUUCUUGUGAUACAGUGUCGACUGUUGUCAGAGAAGAUACUUUUUUUAAGGUCAUAAAGAAUAAAAAGUUCGAAAGUAUGAUGAGUCAGAUCAUGCCUCCUUUGGAUGUGAUUAUGGUAUGGCACGCAUUUUUAUUGAAUCCAAAAACCUUUUACGAUUCAUUUACCAGAACUGAUUUUAUUGUGUUUGCCAARUAUCCAUUACCGUUGGAUAGAAUCCAUGGCUGUAUUGACAAUACUACUUUUGAAUUUAAUGUACCAGAGAUUUAUCGAGAAAACUAUUCAAAGUUUGUUGCAAUCUUUCACCAAUGA